Molecule: messenger RNA, 807 nt
Organism: Pelecanus crispus (Dalmatian pelican)
Lineage: Eukaryota; Metazoa; Chordata; Aves; Pelecaniformes; Pelecanidae
Source: RefSeq, a predicted model, not a curated record
AUGUCCACUGUGACAGAGUUUCUUCUCCUGGGAUGCUCUGAUACUCGAGAACUGAAGAUAUUCCACUUUAUGGUAUUUCUGGGGAUUUAUUGGGCUGCCACGGUGGGAAACUUUCUCAUUGUUGUGGUCAUAGCUGUCAGUAAUCACCUUCACACCCCCAUGUACUUCUUCUUGAUGAAUUUGUCCAUCUUAGACCUUUCAACCGUCUCUGUCACCCUCCCUAAGUCCAUGGCCAGUUCCCUGUUGCAUACCACCGCCAUCUCCUAUUCUGGCUGUGCUGCCCAAGUCUCUUUCUUCCAUGUGUUUGGUGCCGCUGAUCUUGCUUUACUCACUGUCAUGGCAUAUGACCGUUACAUUGCCAUCUGCAAACCUCUUUACUACAAGACACUCACGAAGGCAACUACUUGCAUCUGCAUGGCAGCCUGCAGUGCAUGUCUCAGCUGCGUCCCUUACUCUGCUCUCCACACUGGGAACAUCUGUCAUUUAUCUUUCUGCAAGUCCAACAUCAUUGACCAGUUCCUUUGUGAAGUUCCACAGCUUCUCAAGCUUUCCUGCUCUGAUUCAUACGUUAGUGAAGUUGGCAUUCGUACAUUUAGUUUCCUUUUAGUCGUCAUCUGCUUUGCUUUUAUAACUCUGGAUCUCACAGCUUCUCUUCUCUAUUCUGUGUUGCCACCAGUGAUAAAUCCAGUUGUCUACACCAUGAGGAACAAUGGCAUCAGAGAUGCCAUGCAAAAAUUAACUGACCACAGAUCACUAUGCGGAAAUAAAAAAUCAGUCUUUCUUCACCAGAAUUCCUCUGUGUUCUUG